GAGCGAGGGGCUCGCUCGGUGCCUCCCCCUUUCUUCGCCCCUCUCCUUCCUUCCCUCCUUCCCUCUCUCCGUCCCUCCCUCCCUUCCUCUCUCCCUCUCCUUCCCUCCCCCCUCCGCCAUCCGUCUCCUGCCGGGUCCGGCUGGGAGCGUGUGUGCAAUAUAUUACGUUGCAAGGUGUGUGUGUGUGUGCGUGGAGAAGAGGGAGGGAAGGAAGGAAGGACUCGCGAGGGAGCCGGGGCUGCCCCAGCCCCCCCCUAUGUGAGCCCCCCCGGGCGGCUGGAUGGCGAUAGACCGGCGCCGCGAGGCGGGCAGCGGGGGCCGGCCGCUGCCGGAGGAGAACGGCUCCGUGCCGGGGGCCGUGGGGGGGGUUGCUGCCGCCCCCCCCCGGGGCCGCCCCCCGCCAGCCGCCGGGGCCGAGAUCCAGGCGGUGCCGGUGCCGCCGCCCGCCGCCGCCUGCAGCCCGCUGCUCCUCGACUACGACGGCUCGGUGCUGCCCUUCCUCGGGGUGGGCGGCGGGUACCAGCGGACCCUGGUGCUGCUCACCUGGGUCCCGGCGCUCUUCAUCGGCUUCAGCAAGUUCUCGGACUCCUUCCUCCUGGACCAGCCCGACUUCUGGUGCCGAGGCGGACGGGCAGGGAACUGGAGCGGGUCCCUGGCGCCGGGCCACGCCAACCGCAGCGGCAACGGCAGCAUCUUCCCCCCGCCCGGGCUGCCCACCCCCGCGGGGGGCAAUGCCAGCGAGUGCGACUGUCACGAGUGGCACUACCGCAUCAGAGCCGGCCUCGUCCAAAACGUCGUGAGCAAGUGGGAUCUUGUUUGUGAUUCUGCCUGGAAAGUCCACAUUGCUAAAUUCUCCCUACUGGUAGGAUUAAUCUUUGGCCACUUAAUAACAGGAUGUAUAGCUGACUGGGUUGGUCGACGGCCUAUACUGCUCUUCUCUGUCAUAUUCAUUUUGAUAUUUGGACUGACUGUGGCACUCUCAGUGAACGUGACCAUGUUCAGCACACUCAGGUUUUUUGAGGGGUUUUGCCUGGCUGGAAUAGUCCUCUCCCUGUACGCACUGCGGAUAGAGCUCUGUCCUCCUGGGCACCGGUUCAUGAUCACCAUGGUGGCGAGCUUCAUCGAAAUGGCGGGGCAAUUCCUCAUGCCAGGGCUGGCUGCCCUCUGCAGGGACUGGCAGGUCCUCCAGGCAGUCAUCAUCUGUCCUUUCCUGCUGAUGCUGCUUUACUGGGUUAUUUUCCCAGAGUCCCUUCGGUGGCUGAUGGCUACACAACAGUUUGAGGCAUCCAAGGAACUGAUCCUUCAGUUCACGCAUAAGAACAGGAUGAACACGGAAAGCGACAUCAAAGGAGUGGUGCCCGGGCAUAGGAUGGACGAAUCAGUGCAUAGGAUGGACGAUGCUGUGGGAAUGAAGCUGUUGUCUGUUCCUCAUUUGUUGCAGAAUUUGGAAGAGCUGGAAAAGGAGAUCGCCAGGAGACCGAAGAAAGUCUGCAUUGUUAAAGUGGUGGGGACCAGGAACCUGUGGAAAAACAUCGUAGUGUUGUGUGUGAACUCGCUGACUGGUUACGGCAUACAUCACUGUUUUGCAAAAAGCAUGAUGGGGCACGAAGCAAAGAUGGCGAUUACGCACAACUUCUAUGCAGACUACUACACCAUGGCUGGGAUUGCGCUGGCAUCCUGCCUGGCCAUGUGCCCAGUGGUCGGGUUUCUGGGGAGGAGAGGAGGACUCCUGCUUUUCAUGAUCCUCACAGCUCUGGCAUCACUUCUGCAGCUGGGCCUUCUCAACUUGAUCGGAAAAUACAGUCAACUUCCAGACUCAGGUAUGAGUGACAGCGUCAAAGACAAAUUCUCUACCGCGUUUUCCAUCGUGGGUAUGUUUUCUUCGCAUGCCGUUGGAAGCCUCAGCGUGUUCUUUUGUGCUGAAAUCACACCCACAGUAAUCAGGGGAGGCGGGCUGGGGCUGGUCCUGGCCAGCGCGGGCUUUGGCCGCCUGACCGCCCCCAUCAUGGAGCUCCACAACCAGAAAGGCUACUUCCUCCACCACGUCAUCUUCGCCUGCUGUACGCUCAUCUGCAUCAUCUGCAUCCUGCUGCUGCCGGAGAGCAAGAACCAGAACCUGCCCGAGAACAUCCCGGACGGGGAACAUUACACCCGGCAGCCCCUCCUGCCGCACAAGAAGGGGGAGCAGCCCCUGCUCCUGACAAACUCUGAACUCAAGGAUUACUCCGGCCUCCAUGACUCGGCAGCUGUGAGCGACGGGAUCUCGGAGAACACCACUGCCAACGGGAUGAAGUCAAUGUAACCGGGUGGAUUUUUUUUUCCUUCUUUUUUUGGUUGGGUUUAUUUUUUUUUUCCUUCUCCUCUUUCUUUUGUAUUUUAUUUGAUGCUGUUGUGCAGGAGGAGCAGCACUUUGGGCAAAGGUGUUUUGCACAGAUUUUACAAACCAGUGAUGGAGCAGACACAGACUUGGGGGAAUUCAACUCUGCUGCUAAAGCAACUUUUGGCAUCUUCAACUAUUGUGCAGAUUGCUCUUGAAUAAUUUAUGGGGGAAAAGACUCAUCUGAGAAAAGACCUGAAUGGAGGUAGCCCUUCAGAACUCUUUUUUUCCUGCCAUUAAAUAUGUAUAUUUAUUUUGA
Messenger RNA from Gymnogyps californianus (California condor), 2636 nucleotides. RefSeq names its product solute carrier family 22 member 23 (gene SLC22A23). Gene Ontology annotation, biological process: transmembrane transport. The record is from RefSeq and is a predicted model, not a curated record. Lineage: Eukaryota; Metazoa; Chordata; Aves; Accipitriformes; Cathartidae. Gene Ontology annotation, molecular function: transmembrane transporter activity. Gene Ontology annotation, cellular component: membrane.